Messenger RNA from Macrosteles quadrilineatus (aster leafhopper), 736 nucleotides. RefSeq lists its product as uncharacterized. NCBI's taxonomy places the organism in Eukaryota, Metazoa, Arthropoda, Insecta, Hemiptera, Cicadellidae. The record is from RefSeq and is a predicted model, not a curated record. The transcript has 5 exons. Bases 74 to 649 code for a protein of 191 amino acids.
UGUACAAUGUAAUGUAGAUGUUUUCACCUGUGAUCUGCUGUUCUGCUAACUCAACGACCUUGACAUCAGUUCAAUGUUGAAGUUUGAAGUAUUACUGAGCGCCUUGCUUGCUGUACUAAUCACUGGUGUGAGUGCAGACCCUGAGAAUGAAACAGAUAACAGAGAAUUAUCAUUGUUGAAUGUUGGAGUACCAUUGGCUGAGACAAAGCUAGGUCCCAACCCAGCUCUAGACGGAUACAACAGGCGCCGCGUCAGAGCCAUAUAUUACUGGUCCAACAGGAAUUUCUGCUAUUACAAGUUUAAAGUAGAGGCAGUGACGACUUCUGAGGUGGCUGGAAAAGUAGAAACUGGUCGCAACUUCCUCAUCAUCUCUCUAGAUUAUCGGCCACUAGAUGUUGUUGAAGUCAGUGACUCCAACAGCUUCAACACUGAUGACGCCAAGUUGGGAAGAUUCAUCCUGAGGCAAACCGUGUGGUCUUGUGACAAACUUAGCCUAGAGUUCCGCAUGCCAGGAGGCGGCUGUAGGGCUAGAAACUACAAGAGAGUGAAGAAACUGACUCCUGAGAUGGAACAAGGACAACGGAUCCUUGUUGAAGACUUUGAAUGGGAAGCUUAUGAUGACGAGUGUGGAAGCCCAGAAUUGUUAUAAGAUGUUUUAUUUUGUAGUAUGAUGAAUACCAUGGAAAGAUUGCUCUUGUAAAUUUAUAUAAAGUUGUCAUAAAUACAAUGUUUUACC